This is a messenger RNA of Terrapene triunguis (Three-toed box turtle), 3489 nucleotides long. Its product is annotated as transmembrane 4 L6 family member 1-like. Gene Ontology annotation, cellular component: membrane. The record is from RefSeq and is a predicted model, not a curated record. NCBI's taxonomy places the organism in Eukaryota, Metazoa, Chordata, Testudines, Emydidae. Bases 223 to 813 code for a protein of 196 amino acids. The transcript is spliced from 6 exons.
CACAGACAAAGUUCAGGGUUUUUUCUAAAUAGUUUAAAGCAAAUUCUUGGUUUGUUUAGGGCAAAUUAAUCACUCCAGAAAGUUUGAAGGAAGUCAGCCAAAGACUAGCACAGACAGACUUUUGGUUUGGCGAUUGGAAGCAUAAACAGCCAUCCUGCUGUCUUUGAACCAUCCUAUGCUACAUUUUUGUUUUGACCAGCACAGGAAGAGGGGUGAGCUACAAUGUGCACUGGAAAGUGUUCAAAGUGCAUUGGGGUCGUGUUGUUCCCAUUAGCUGUAUGUGCCAUAAUCUCCAAUCUUCUCCUGUAUUUCCCCAAUGGAACUGUUAUAAAGCCCGACCAGAUAACUGAUUUGGUCUGGUUUUUCCAUGGCAUUCUUGGAGCUGGGAUACUGGUUAUUUUGCCAGCAUUUAUGAUGCUGGGCGCAGGUGGAGCUGGAUGUUGCGCUAACAGAUGUGGGAUGCUGCUCUCUGUGCUGCUGGCUGCGCUGGGAGCUGCAGGAGGGGUAUAUUGUGUGGUCAUCUCAUCCUUGGGAUUGAUUAGUGGGCCUCUUUGUGACACUGGUGAUGGAAAAUACAUCUACCCUUUCCGGAAUGACACAUUGACAGACAAUUAUUUGUUUAAUCAGACAACAUGGAGCAUUUGCAAAGAACCUGAAAACGUUAUUAUGUGGAAUAUUGUCUUGUUCUCUCUUCUCUUGGGGAUUGGUACAAUUGAAGCUGUUCUUUGCUUUAUUCAAGUCAUCAAUGGACUUAUUGGAUUCAUAUGUGGCACAUGCAUGAGGAAAAGAAAGACACAUAUUGCUGAAAUGUAAAUCACCUACAAAGAAUGCUAGUGACAAGCAUAGACCUGCGAGGAUUCAUGUAUAAUCAUAAUAUGUUGUGCUGUAUUUGUGGGGAAAGAGGAACCCCAAGAUGUUCAGGAGUUUCAGAACAACUCCAGAAUAUUUUAUAAAGAUAUCUGGAUGGGGGGGUGGAUUAUCUAGAACUUUUGAGGUCAAAGAUUCUUUUUUGUCUCCGCUAAGUACCCAGGCUAAAUCUCUGGUAUUGGCAACAUGAUGCUGUCUUUUCAAGAGUGCCUGGCAUAUAUAAACAUUCAAUCACAAACAUUCUCCAAUUAAAAUUCACUGCUUACCCCGCAAGUGCUGCCCUAUGUAGCAAGCAUGUCACUUUGAAGUGCUGACUGUUGUAUACGGGAAUCUGGACUGAAUGUAAUCAUUGCCAAUAUAAAGAUUUAUCAGCUUUACUGAACUCAUCCACGCUGGUUGGAUGUCUAAAGAUGCUCAUUAAUACUCCCCAAACCCUGUCCUGGCCCUGUGUAAAACUGGAAUGGAUUCUCUGGCAGUGCUCUGUCUAUGUUUGCAGUGUCGUUGUAACCGUGUUGGUCCCAGUAUAUUAGAGAGACAAGGUGAGUGAGGUAAUACCUUUUAUUGGACCAACUUCCGUUGGUGAGAGACACAAGCUUUCGAGCUUACACAGAGCUCAUCUUCAGGUCAUGCUCUGUCUGUUUCUAUCAGUUUGGUACAUAAGCACUGGUCUUCGGUCAUUUAAAGGUCUGGCUCAGAAAGAGUAUUUUCAGGACCUAGCAGUAGCAAUGUUGCUUAAAUAGUUCCAAUAUUUGUAGCACAUGGAGGCCCUGUGUAGCAGGCAGUUGGCCAGUAUCUAACCUGCUUUAACCUCUGUGGAGCCAGCCUCCACUCACACUUCUGUGUGUGCUGUAGGAGGCUGUGGUGGUCUAUAAAGUGCCAAUGCUCCACUGAAAAUCAGCACUUCAAAGGCAUGUUAUAUAGCAACCAGCUAGUCAAUAAGUAGCCUCCUAAAAAUGUCAGACUCACUUCCAGGGGAGUCUGAUAUGCACAUCCUAGUGUAGAACAUUUUCAUACUCAGUAUUUAAUUUUUUUUAAAUUGCAUUUCUGAUCAUUCUUGUGCACGCUUUUCUGAGAAACCGAAGCUAGCCCCGAAAGGCACCAACUGGCAUCAUUCUCAGUACUAAAGCAAGCAUUGAACCCACAAAGUGCUGAGUGUGAGAUCAAGCCCUAAAUGCUAAAUCCGUGUGAUUGCUAAAGUCUGUGAUUUCAGGAGUGAAUUCUUUGACAUUUUAUUGGCCACUUCAAAGGUUAAUUCCUACAGUUGCCACUGAUUCUUCUGCUUAAGACAAAAAGUAGUAAGAUAUUUUACAUAUAUAUAUCUGAAGCUCUUCAAAACUGCAUAACUGUAAAGUUAGGUUACUUUGGAUCUGUUUUGCGAAAGGAGGAACCUUUGUUUCCUCUUUCAAAAAUGUUUUGACUAUGGCAUUUGAUCACACAAAUGGACAUUUUCCCCUGUGCCCAUUAGGAAUUUGCACACAGAAGUAUCCGGUCACUCGUGCUGUCACCUGACAUAUGCAUGCAGAUCCCUCAUUUGAACAAAUAAAUGCUGGUUAUGUUCAGGCAACAGGUGUAUUUUAGGGGUUGCAACUUAAGCACCAAUAUUUGAAAUUUUUGCCCAUCAUGUUUUAAAGCAUAUUCUCUUAAAUAAAAAGCAUGAGAGAAAUACACAGGUUGGCUGAGGUUUUCAAACACAAAUAAAGGAUUUGGAUGCAUCCAAAUUCUUUAAGUGGCUCCGAAAGUUCCACCUUCGCAUGCAGUGAAGUAUGCAAGGGGCUAUGAUCAGAGAUGAGGGUCACAGUACUACUGUCCCUUUUACUGCAGCAAUCUUUUUAUUUUAAAACUGCUGAAAAAUGAAAUAAAAUGCGGCGCUUUCUUUGGCUAAAUUGUGUAAAUUUUGUCCUUUCACUGCAUGAAAACGCACUGCAGAUUACCCUACAUUUAACAAUUUAAAUGGGUUGCUUAUUGUCAUGUCCUGAGAAAUGUGCAGCUGCUGUAGAGUGACCUGUAUGAAUGUGCUUCUAGUGUAUUAAACCCUUUGAGCCUGAUUCUCAGUUACACUAAGGGGCCACAGUGUAACUGAGAAUUCAGGCCUUUGUUCCUAGCACUUCAGCAGUGCUUCACAGCCAGCGUGCGAUCAAAUGGUUCACAGCCACUGUGCUGCAGCCAUUAGUUUACGCAGACAGAACCUGCUAGCAACCAGCUCUUUUCACCCACCUCUCCUCUUCACGCAGGUCCAUGUGUCUGCCCCACCCUACACAAGCUGUCACGAAGGUCCUCUCCUAGGCCAGCUGGCCUGACCCUCGCCUGACUUUAAGCCACUGAUUCCCCUUUCCUUGCACCACUCAACUCUCCAGACAUGCCCGUAGUGCUGCUUGCUUCACUACUGCCUGCCUGCUUCUCUUGCUGCUGCAGCAGCAGCAUCUACUAUCUGCUACUCCCACUCUCCUCUUUCUUGCCUACCCCUCUGCUCUGGCUUCUGGCUGCUCCUGCUCCUAGACUCACCCUCCUCCAUCACUCCAGCUCCGACACAGCCAAUCAUCAGCCACCUGACCACCCCGCACCCAUUCUACCCCAACUAGCCUCCCACUUAAUGCUAUUUCUCCCAGGGCCGGCCCUGGCUUU